Molecule: messenger RNA, 947 nt
Organism: Triticum aestivum (bread wheat)
Lineage: Eukaryota; Viridiplantae; Streptophyta; Magnoliopsida; Poales; Poaceae
Exons: 5
Coding region: 1-729 (242 amino acids)
Source: RefSeq, a predicted model, not a curated record
AUGGCCGCCGCUCGCUCCUGCGUGCCGUCCCCGCUCGCCCCUGUGUUGUUUAAGUGUCACAGACGACGUGUUGUCUCCUGGCAUCUGGAUAACUGCCGACUGCAAAUAAAAGCACGAGGGAGGCUGGAGCGACUGCAGACCGGUGACGAGAACCACUCUUCAGUUCUGCUAUUCGUGUAUUGGAAGUACGUACCCUCUAUCCAGGCAGGAGGUAGAGUACAAGUUUUGGAAGGCCGGGGAGUUCUACCGCUGGCGUACACCAAGUUCAGAGACGUUGCACGGAGUGAGCCGACGCCGCGGGCCAACGACGGUCAUCGCUCCUCGACUCUAUUCCCGUUCGUCACCCAGCUCACCAGUCCACCUCGGUGCUCCACCACCGGUCCCUCGGAAGAGCUGGCUGCAGGCCAUCCGUUGCUCCGCCCCUGGAUGCUGUCGUGUGGUGGCCGGCCGUCUCACUCCAAUGCACCUCCCUCUUUGUGUACUGGUCCCUCUGGCAGCCGUCCAAGUGGAGCGUUGACACCAGUACAAGUAGAAUUGUGGGUCGCGGCCACCAACUUCACCAAGCGUUGCACAUCCGUCCAAGUCGAGCACACACACCGGGAGAACACCAGCGCCUUUGCUUUGCACAUUGCUUGGUCAUGCAUGAUUGCUGAUGGAUGCAGCAAGCGUUUUAUUAGUUUGAUCUUCUGCAUUUUGUCUCAGUUUUCAUGGAUGCUAGCGGGCAAGUGACAUGAUUUUGGUUGCCAUUUCUCUCUGUAGCAGAUUCCAUCCGCACAAAAAAUGCUACUGCAGUUUAUUCUAUGUAAAAAAUGAAUAAGGUUCAAUUCACAAAAUGUGGAUGUUCGCUUGGGAAAUUUUGCAGUACAUUUGAUUACACCAAGAUGUACAGAAUGACUAAUUCUUUAUUGUGUGCCUUCAGCACAAUUUAAAAUUACUGGUUGACGAUA